This is a messenger RNA of Schistosoma turkestanicum, 920 nucleotides long. Lineage: Eukaryota; Metazoa; Platyhelminthes; Trematoda; Strigeidida; Schistosomatidae. The record is from the annotation of a GenBank genome assembly.
AUGGCCAAAAAAAAACCUGCACCCGAGGAGGAGGAAGUUGUAAAAAAUAAUGAGGGGCUUUUACGAGAAGAGUACUUUGUACUAAAUAAUGAGAUCGAAACACUUUUCAAAGAAAUAUCGGACAUGCAAAAUGAAUUAUGGCUUGCUGAACAGUCUAUCCGAGAACAAAAAAUUAAAAAUAAUGUAUAUAGUUCGUAUUCAGAGAAGAAGAAUUCAAAGCGUUUAAAAAACACAAUAACGUUAAAAGAUUAUUAUUUGUUCAACUUAAAUGAAUUAAAGAGGGAGAGAGACGAAAUGUUAGCCAUGUAUGCUAGAAUAAAGGAUGAAUUACAAGAUGUUUUACUUCAGGAAAAAAAUCUGCUGGAACAGACCAAAAAAGAGUUAGAAUCAACAGCAGACAUUCAAUUAAUUCGUCAAACACAAGAAGCAGAAAUUAAACGUCUGGAACAAGAAAUUAAAAAUGCACGCAACUGUCAAUCAAUAAAACUUCAAGAACUUAAAGAUAUAUCUACCGAGAGACAGAUGGAAUUAGAAAAAGAAGCUAAGAUAAUCUUAGAUGGUGUAACAAAAGAAAGUCAAAAGAUUUUAAACAAGCUGGUCGUUGAAUAUGUCAAUAAGAUAUGUAAAGAAAAUGGAGAAUUGCAUAAAGAUGUACUAAAAAAAUUAGAAUUAAUCAAAGCUAUGGAGAUAGAAAAAUCAAACUUAGAGAAACAAAAUGAGUUGAUCAGGCGUAAACAAAUGUUUGCUUAUGAUCUGGGGUAUGCUGAACAUAAACGUCGUGAAGGUUUAGCACAAAUCAUCAGUUAAUCAUAUCUCUCAGAGAAUAAACACACAAAAUAUCAAAUGGGCAUUAAUUAAUUAUUAUUAAAAAGACGAGUUUGAUUGAACUGAUGUUUUCAUUUUAUUCUAAUGAAAAAAAG